This is a messenger RNA of Acyrthosiphon pisum (pea aphid), 762 nucleotides long. Its product is annotated as kelch-like protein 2. Gene Ontology annotation, molecular function: protein binding. Bases 331 to 669 code for a protein of 112 amino acids. The transcript has 3 exons. The record is from RefSeq and is a predicted model, not a curated record. Lineage: Eukaryota; Metazoa; Arthropoda; Insecta; Hemiptera; Aphididae.
ACAAUCGUAACUCGUAAACAAAUUCAUUAACACACAAACUGUAGCAAUUUUAUUUUCAAUCACUUCAACUAUUAGUACUAGCACGGGUGUACGUGUGUUUCAUCGUUCAAUAAUUAGUUGUUUAUUAUUAAAAUUAUUUAUGUGUUGAAUUAUAUUGAAUUAAAUCAUGUUUUUAUAUUUUGUUACAAUACAGUAAUUAUACUAGAGUCUGGAAUAAUCAUAAAUAAUUUUAAUAAAGUUUUUGAUUUUAAGUAAAGUUAAAAACAUUUUAUAGGUAAAUGAUAUUACAAGUUUAAGAACUCCAGAACCUGAACUCAUAUAUCAUUUACAAUGCAAAAUAAAAGACAAAAAUUAGAAUCCAGCAGAGGUGAAACAUGUAAAAUAUCGUCUUAUACAGAGACCUUUGAAGUGUUACAAACAUUGCGCAAAGAUGGGUUUUUUUGUGACGUUAAACUAAAAACAGACGAUAACAAAAUAAUAAUCGCACAUAAAGUGGUUUUGGCAUCGGCUAGUCCAUAUUUCUAUGCAAUGUUCACCAAAUUUUCAGAAAAGAAUACUGAACUUGUCGUAAUGAGAGAGAUCGAUUCAACCGCUUUACAGAUGUUGGUAAACUUUAUAUAUUCGGGGGCUAUCGAGGUCACCAAAGAAAAUGACCAGGUAAUACAAUAAAAAUUGGAUUUAUUAUAUAUAAAUCAAAAACAUUUAAAUUGUUUAUCGUUUAUUUCUCUAGAUUUUAUUACAAGCUGCAAAUAUCUUGCAGUU